Messenger RNA from Drosophila subobscura, 7590 nucleotides. RefSeq names its product potassium channel subfamily T member 2 (gene SLO2). Bases 1231 to 6345 code for a protein of 1704 amino acids. Lineage: Eukaryota; Metazoa; Arthropoda; Insecta; Diptera; Drosophilidae. The record is from RefSeq and is a predicted model, not a curated record. The transcript has 28 exons. Gene Ontology annotation, cellular component: membrane. Gene Ontology annotation, biological process: potassium ion transport. Gene Ontology annotation, molecular function: intracellular sodium-activated potassium channel activity.
UCAAAAUUGUCGUUGAGCGCGUGCGGUCGUUUUGCAAGAAAAUAACGGUUAACAAAGCUCGAGUUGAGGCUUAUUUCUUCGACGUUCCGUGUUUUGUGCCGCCUCCCACUUGGACAAACUACACAACAAAGGGAACAACUUUCACUGCUCGUCCUGCUCCUCCCCCCGCACUUUGAACUACAAUUCACGGGCCUACCUAUCGCCGCGUUUUCUUUAACACUCUUCCGUCCGCGUGGGAGUGUGUCUCAGUGUCGGUGAGCGAGUGUGUGAACGUACGUGUGCGUGGAGUGAGUGUGAGUGUGUAAGAAAGAAACGGUGAACAAAUCAUCUUAACACCCCCCGCUUGAUCUGAUCGUUUGUGCGUGUCCCGGAACGACCUCUGCCCUGCAGAGUCUUAAGGGUCCACAAAAGUUUUGUGUCCAGCUGUAAUGUAACGAUAAAUGCAACAAACAGCCACAGACCAGACCAGACCAGACCGAAGCUUGCCCAAAAAAGUUUCGCUUCUCGCUGUUCUCAUAAAAUAUGCCAAGACAUUUACAUACAUCUCCGCUGCUCAUCCUCCCAAUGGCCGGCAAAGUGUUAAAGCGCCACAAAAAGAGCCAUGAACGAGCUGGAAUCGAUAUUUGAGCCAGCACCUGUCGCCAGAUUGCUGCUAUGCUAAUCAAUUUUAACCGUGCAAUCGCUUUAAUUAAAGAACCAUCAGAGUCAGAGGCGGAGUCCGAGGCAGAGGCAGAGUCAGCGUCAACGUCAGCGGUUAGCUUCUGUGUAUUGUGAAGUGGGUUCGGUCGAGUUGCGGUCGAGUUGCGGGGUCUGGGGCAUUGUGCGUAAAGAAGGACAUUCGCCAAUCUGUGGACGCGCCUACGCUCGCCGCGGCCCAAUCGGGCCAGUGGCGGCUACUUGCUGACGGGCACAAGUGCGCCGCGUGACGAUGAGCUCAUCGCCGGCUUGUCGUUGCCAGGACGAAGGCGUCUGCAACCGCAGCAGGACCAAAAGCAGGAACAGGAACAGGAACAGCCACUGCAGCAGCAGCAGCCGCUGCUAGGUGCCGUUUACGCCGCCCCCAAUGAGUGUUUAAUUAAUGUAACGGACUUUAGUGACGGGCUUCAAGUGUGCAGCGAGACAAGCGGGGCUGGAGCAAUCAAUGAGCUGAAAGUGCCAACCAUACCAGCCACAAACAUCAGCAGCAACAUCACCAACACAGUCAACAACAACAUUAACAACAACAACAACAUGUCACGCAUUAUACAACCACGUUAUCGUUUCCGAGAUCUGCUGCUGGGCGACUUCUCAUUCAACGACGAUGGCGAGAGAGUUCGUGUGGAGUACUACGUGAAUGAAAACACAUUUAAAGAAAGACUGCAACUCUAUUUCAUUAAGAAUCAGCGUUCAAGCUUACGCAUACGAAUUGCCGAUUUAUUCCUUAAGUUACUGUCGUGUGUUCUCUACAUUAUACGUGUGAUAUUGGAUAGGAAUCCAACAUUUAUAACUUGCUAUGGCUGCGAGGUGGGCAAUAAGACAGAGUUCAUCAUCUCGGCCAAACUGACGGAGGAGGAGUUCCAGGAGAGUCCGAUUAUCAACUGGGAUGCGAUACUCUGGGUGAAUCGGCCGACAGUGCUGUGGGUGCUGCAGCUGCUCCUAGCCAUGGUGUCGCUGACGCAAUCCCUGGUUCUCACAUAUCUAGGCUAUAAGGGCAACAUUUGGCAGCAGAUACUCUCAUUUCACUUUAUACUAGAAUUAGUAACGACAAUACCAUUUGCACUAACGAUCGUUCAUCCUCCACUACGGAAUCUCUUCAUUCCCAUCUUCCUCAACUGCUGGCUGGCCAAACGCUCGCUGGAGAAUAUGUUUAAUGAUCUUCAUCGUGCCAUGCAAAAGUCUCAGUCUGCGUUGUCCCAACAGCUGACCAUUUUGUCGGCCACUCUGCUCUGUUUGGUAUUUACCAGCGUUUGCGGCAUUCAGCACUUUCAGCGGGCAGGACAUCGGCACUUGAACCUCUUUCAGAGCACGUACUAUGUGGUUGUGACCUUCUCGACAGUGGGCUACGGCGACUUUGUUCCGGACAUUUGGCCCUCUCAGCUGUACAUGGUCAUCAUGAUUUGUGUCGCACUCAUUGUGCUGCCCACGCAGUUCGAGCAGUUGGCCUUCACCUGGAUGGAGCGCCAGAAGCUGGGCGGCAGCUACAGCUCUCAUCGAGCGCAGAGCGAGAAGCAUGUGGUGGUGUGCUCCACCACCCUGCACGCGGACACCAUCAUGGAUUUCCUCAACGAGUUCUACGCCCAUCCACUGCUGCAGGACUUCUAUGUGGUGCUGCUCAGUCCCAUGGAGCUGGACACGACAAUGCGAAUGAUUCUACAGGUGCCAAUUUGGGCCCAGCGUGUGAUUUAUAUUCAGGGCUCUUGUCUGAAGGAUGGCGACCUGGCCCGCGCUCGCAUGAACGAGGCGGAGGCGUGCUUCAUACUCGCGGCCAGGAAUUAUGCGGAUAAGACGGCCGCGGACGAGCACACCAUCCUGCGCUCCUGGGCGGUCAAGGACUUUGCGCCGAAUGUGCCGCAGUAUGUGCAGAUAUUCAGGCCGGAGCACAAGCUGCAUGUGAAGUUCGCCGAGCAUGUGGUCUGCGAGGAUGAGUUCAAGUACGCGCUGCUGGCCAACAACUGCACCUGCCCGGGCGCCAGUACCCUGGUCACCCUGCUGCUGCACACCUCGCGCGGACAGGAGGGGCAGCAAUCGCCGGAGGAGUGGCACCGCCUCUAUGGCAAGUGUUCGGGCAACGAGAUCUAUCACAUUGUCCUCGGCGACAGUCGCUUCUUCGGGGAGUACGAGGGCAAGAGCUUCACCUACGCCAGCUUCCACUCGCAUCGCAAAUACGGCGUGGCCUUGGUGGGUGUGCGGCCGGCUGAGCUGCCCGAGUUCUAUGAGGAUACAAUACUCCUGAAUCCGGGUCCCAGGCACAUUAUGAAAAAGGAUGACACGUGCUAUUAUAUGAGCAUCACCAAGGAGGAGAAUUCGGCGUUUGUCGUUAAUCAAAAUCAAACAUCGGACCCCACGGCAGCCAGCAAGGAUGGGGCUGGAGGUGGCACAUCUACUGCCACUUCUCAUCAUACAGCAGCUGCAACUGCCUGCGAUAAUCCGACGGCUGUGAUAAUAUCGGACUCCAGGCAGAACCUCAAGGACACAACGGUGACCCAGACGGCGGCCACGACAACCACAAUAACCACAACGACGCUGCCCCCACCGCCCAUGACGCUGGGCGGAUCUUCGGGCAUGCCCGGUGGCUCUGGUGGCGGUGGCCACGGAGUGGGCAGCGGCCACAGUCUGGGCACCUCGCUGAGCGUCACACCAGCCACACUCUCCACGGGCAAUCAUCUGGAUGUGCCCUUUGGCAACAAUCCCAAUCUGCUCAGUCCGGAUGUGCUCAACCAGCGUAGGGGAAGCAGACGUCCCUCGAUCCUGCCCGUGCCCGAUAUGUUCACCUCCUCAUCGUUCAGCAUUGCCGGCAACGAUGAUGGCGAGGAGGGAGACGAGAGCGACGAUGAGAUUGACGAUGAGAUGCCUUGGCGCUCGCCCUCCGAGAAGAUAGCCUGCUUGGGCGGGCACUUUCCCCAAUCGCGCACCUAUUCGCUCAUCAUGAGCUCCUCGGAGGAUUCGUAUCAGCGAAGUUGCAGCUUUUGCAGCCGCAAUGCCACUGCCACUGCCACCGCUGCUGCUGCUCCUGCUGCUGCUCCUGCUGCUGCUGCUCCUGCUGCUGCUGCUCCUGCUGCUGUCAGACCGCCUGGGUCUGGUCGGGGAUUACCUCUUGAAGAUUUCACCACUACGGAGCAACGCAGGCGUGCCAUGAAGAAAAGCUACAGCUGCGACAGCGAGUGUCGUAGUGGUGUGGGGCCUGGACCGGGCCUGGGACUGGGACUGGGUGGAGGCACUCUGGCCAUAUUGGCGGCUCGAAGAAGGCAGCUGCAACAGUGCUGCACCUGCAGUUGCUCCACCACCACCACGACUACGACAACAUCAGCAGCAGCAGCAGCGGCGGCGGCAGCGGCAGCAGCAGCAGCAGCAGCAGCAUUCACGUCGAGCAGUUCCGUUGAGACGCGUCGCCUGUCGCGUCCGGUGUGGGCCUCCGACUACUCCGGCAUUGUCAAGGGAUUCCCGCCCGUGUCGCCCUUCAUCGGUGUCAGCCCCACGCUCUGCUUUCUGCUCAAAGAGAAGAAACCACUCUGCUGUCUGCAGCUGGCUCAGGUGUGCGAGCACUGCAGCUACAGGAAUGCCAAGGAGUACCAGUGGCAGAACAAGACGAUCAUUCUGGCCGCCGACUAUGCCUCCAAUGGGAUAUACAACUUCAUCAUUCCGCUGAGAGCUCACUUCCGCUCAAAGACUUCACUCAAUCCCAUCAUCCUGCUGCUGGAGCGACGUCCGGAUGUGGCCUUCCUGGACGCCCUCUCCUACUUUCCCCUGGUGUACUGGAUGCUGGGAUCGAUCGACUGCCUCGACGAUCUGCUGCGAGCGGGCAUCACGCUGGCCGAGAGCGUGGUUGUGGUCAACAAGGAGCUCUCAAACUCGGCCGAGGAGGACUCCCUCUCCGACUGCAACACCAUUGUGGCUGUGCAGAAUAUGUUCAAAUUCUUUCCCAGCAUCAAGAGCAUCACCGAGUUGUCGCAGAGCUCGAAUAUGCGGUUCAUGCAGUUCCGGGCCCACGACAAGUACGCCCUGCAUCUCAGCAAAAUGGAAAAGCGCGAGAAGGAGCGCGGAUCGCACAUCUCGUACAUGUUCCGGCUGCCGUUUGCGGCGGGUGCCGUCUUCAGUGCCUCCAUGCUGGACACGCUGCUGUACCAGGCAUUCGUGAAGGACUAUGUGAUUACGUUUGUGCGCCUUCUGCUGGGCAUAGACCAGGCGCCGGGCAGCGGUUUCCUCACCUCGAUGCGCAUCACCAAGGAGGACAUGUGGAUACGCACGUACGGACGGCUGUAUCAGAAGCUCUGCUCGACCACCUGCGAGAUACCGAUUGGCAUCUACCGCACCCAGGAUACCUCGAAUGCGGACACGUCACAUGUGAGUAACUCGCCGGUCGAUAGAUGGGGACCCUUCUCGGCCUUCGGCAGGCAUUGUGUGCGCUUGCGUCCAUCGUACGACGAGGAAACUGGCACACCCGACUCCACCAAGGACUCUACGGAAAUGCUGCGCGGGGUCACCUACCGACCGCCACCCUCGGCCACAGGUGGGGCCGGGGCCAGCUUUCGGUCCCCGUCGCAGCCGACGCCGCAGCAGCAGCGCCAGAGGUCGACCAACUGUCUGGGCGGCUGCUCGGAGCGUAAGGGAUCAUCUUACUCCAUUAAUCUGGCGGACGAGGCCAAGGACAAUCAUGCACAGCAGAUCGAGCGAGCGGAGAUUGCCAAUCUGGUGAGGAGUCGCAUGGAGUCCCUGAACCUGCCCACAAUCGACUACGAUGAUGUGAGCGAGAAGCGGAACCACUUGUCGUAUGUGAUAAUCAAUCCGAGCUGUGAUCUCAAGCUGGAGGAGGGCGAUCUCAUCUACUUGGUGCGGCCGUCGCCGUUCUCGGCACAAAAGACCUUCGAACGGCACAAUUCGCGUCGCAAGUCGAACAUCUCGUUCUGCUCGAAUAUCAAUCUGGGGGCCACGUGUGGUCCCCAAAUGCAAAACAUGUCCAACACCGCCGUCGGAGCUGGAUCGCGUCGCGGCUCCGGCAUCGCCGGUUUGAACCCCAUGCAAAUGCAGAGCGUUCAGACUUUGGCCGGGUAUGGAUCAUCCUCGCAGCGCUGUACCCCACCGAUGCAGCAAAUUAAAUCGAAUUCUCUUUCUCUACCCGACAGUCCGACGGUGGUUGGCAAUCAGCGUGGACGGAGUAACUCAUUGCGGAUCGACAACGAUAUACUGCUGCGGCGUUCCUCCUCGCUGAGGCAGGGACUGCCCAGUGUUGGCGUCAGUCAUGGCCGUCGAAAGUCUUCGCUGGAGGAGAUCGGCAUCAGUCACUUCACGACCCUGAUGCAGGCCACGAACCACAGCAAUCCCAUCAAGAUCUCGCUCAAUGGCAGCAUUGGCAUGGAGAAUCAGAUUUCACUUCAGGUUACACCGCCAGAGGAACCCACGCCCAUGCUGGGCGUGCCCUGCAUGAUGGGUGGCGGCGGAGGCGGCGGCGGCAUAAACCCAUCCGGAACAGGAUCCUCAACUAGUGGCAUGCUGGGUGCGGGCUCCUCGCUGGCCAUCAACACGGCCGAUCUGGGACCAGGUCCCAGCACCUCAUCAGGCGCUGGUAGCUCGCUGCAGCCACAGGACUCGCUUGGCCCGCAGUCGUCGCAGGUGUCGUCGCCGCAGCAUCUGCAGGGAACGAUCGUAUGAUACAACCUGAUGUGGGGGCGCCGUCUCCGCUCCUCCAUGUCAAAGAACAAAUGGAUAUAGAACACGGCCCCCACACACAGACACAACCGUAGAGAUAAGUUCUGAGAGCAAAAGUAUUAGGAGACCAAAAACCAAAAACCAACAACCAACAACCAACAACCAAACCCGCCCAACGUCUGUGGUGUGCGUCCCAGUCCCAGUCCCAGUCCCAGUACAAGUUCCUCCCUCGAAGGUUAAGCUAUGGAUAUACAUAUGUAUGAUAGAUUACGUAGAAGGAAGUCUCUGAGGAACAUGCAGCAUAAGCAUAGGAAUAAUUAUUACGAGUAUUUAUGCUUUAAAAACAAACAAAGUUGAGGCAAAAAUUGUGUUUUGGGAACAAGAUAUGUAGUUAAACUAUUGGAUAGCAUACGAAUGAUGAUGAUUUAGCUAACUGUACUGUACAUACUAAACUAAACUAUACUAUGCAUAAUGUAUCAGACCCGACCCUAAUUCGUUUCCAGCAUAUCCGAGGAGCAGAGCAAACUCCAUGAAAUUCCAAGUGUAUAUACCCUAGGUAUAGACUAAACAAUUCGGCACCAAUUUGGUGCGGCUUAACUUCCUCCUCACACUAUGUAUUUACUAUACAUAUACCACAUAUAUGUAGAUACUUAUAUGAAGGUGCUAUCAAUGUCAUGUACUAUACACACACGAACACCACACUCACACAUAUAAUUAUUGUAGCCAAGUUUUGUAAAACUCUUUGAAUUGUUUUACACAAAUGGAAGAAGAAAGUAUAUAUAUAAAAAACAGAAAUGGAAAAGGUUUUCAUAACAUAGUUUGAAACGGGCUUUGGUAUACUCAAAUGCUUUACAAAAAAAAAACCAACCAAUUUGUAUAUAUAUACAUAGAAACACUAGGGAUAUUAAGAACCAACCAAACAGCAUUCAAGAGCAAAACUAAAACCACUAUUAGAGCAUUGGCAGAACGCAAAUCAACAGAAGCUAGUACUUAGAGCUUAGAGUUAUCUAGAAUUAAGAGUAGUUACCGAUAACCUAUGUAACUCCGACCCAUUGAGAGUGUCGGCAACUGUACCAAAUUCAAUGAGCUAUACACAAACACAAACACUACUAUAGAUGUAGAGUCUAGACUUAGGAAACGCAACUGCAACUCUAUUGAAUUUUUGAAGACACAUCCCAAGUAGCGUCUCUGUAGUGGGAAGUAGCUAGAGAAAAUCCAGGUGUACCUACACAUACCAUCACGCACCCA